UCCUGUGGCUCUUACCCCAAAGAUGCUGCCGCUGCUGCUGCUCUCCCUGCUGUGGGCAGGAUCCCAGGCUCAGUAUGGGAGAUUCCAGCUGCAAGUGGAAUCUGUGACAGUGCAGGAGGGCCUGUGCAUCCGAGUGCCCUGCAAUGUCUCCUACCCUGCAUAUGGAUACACUGACUCCGACCCAGCUCACGGCUACUGGUUCCGAGAAUGGGAAUAUCAGCACCAGCGUACGCUUGUGGCCACAAACAACCCAGAUCAUGAAGUGCAGGAGGCGACCCAGGGCCGAUUCCACCUCCUUGGAGACCCCCGGGUCUACGACUGCUCCCUGGACAUCAGAGAUGCCAGGAGGAAGGACUCGGGGACAUACUUCUUUAGGAUAGAGAGAGGGUUUUAUGCGAAAUAUGAUUACAGAGAGAACCCACUCUCUAUACGUGUGACAGCUCUGACACAGACACCUGAUGUCCACUUCCAGGGGACUCUAGAAUCUGGCCACCCCAAGAACAUUACCUGUGCAGUGCCAUGGGCCUGUGAGAGGGGGACGCCCCCCACCUUCUCCUGGAUCGGGGUCUCCCUCACCUCCCUGGGCCCCAAGACUGCCCACUCCUCGGUGCUCACCCUCACCCCGCGGCCCCAGGACCAUGGCACCAACCUCACCUGUCGAGUGACCUUCCCUGGAGUUGGCGUGAGCUCAGAGAGGACCAUCCGGCUCAACGUGUCCUAUGUGCCCCAGAACCUGACCAUCAGCGUUUUCCGGAAAGAAGGCACAGGACCUGAAGCUCUGGGCAACGGCUCAUCUCUUCCAGUCCAGGAGGGCCAGUCCCUGCACUUGGUCUGUGACACUGAUGGCAACUACCCUGCCAAGCUGAGCUGGUCCCGGGGAAGCCUGACCCUGUGCCCCUCCAAGGCUUUGGAUCCUGGGGUCCUGGAUCUGCCCCGGGUGGUCUUAGGGGAUGGAGGAGAAUUCAUCUGCAGAGCUGAGCACGCUUGGGGCUCCUACCAUGUCUCCAUGAACCUAGUUGUGAAGGGUGUCUCCUCUUCCUUCCCCCACACCUCUGGGGAGCAGCAGGGCUCCUGGCCUCUAGUCCUCACCCUGCUCAGGGGGGCUCUCAUGGGGGCUGGCUUCCUUCUCACCUGUGGCCUCACCUGGAUCUACUACACCAGGUUCAGAGACUCCCAAGGGAAUAGGGCUGAAAGGGCUGCUGUCACUGAGCCCCUUCCUCCCGGCAGUGCUCAGGUCUGGGCUCCAGAUCCCUGACAAAUGGAUGAGGAUCCAUCAGACCACUGUGUCUGAGACCCUCCCCGGCACAGCUUUGUGGAGCAAGGAGGCGCUGCAUGACAUGGUCCUGCCUCCUCUCCAGAAAUGACCCUUCACCUCUGGUGUCCAGGACUCUUCCUGAUGGUUCUAAACGAAUGCUUGGAGGACAUGUGAGGAGAUAGAUAUUUUCUAUUAUUAAUUUGAGUUACAGUUCAUGUAAUAUGUUGCUUCUGCAUGCUUAACUUAACGUAGUUUUGAUAAGCACAUAAUUCAACCCCCGGUAUAUUGUUAUAAACCCCAUAAUAUAUUAUUAUUUU
Messenger RNA from Diceros bicornis minor, 1572 nucleotides. Its product is annotated as sialic acid-binding Ig-like lectin 14. The transcript is spliced from 7 exons. The coding region runs from base 23 to 1255 and encodes 410 amino acids. The record is from RefSeq and is a predicted model, not a curated record. Lineage: Eukaryota; Metazoa; Chordata; Mammalia; Perissodactyla; Rhinocerotidae. Gene Ontology annotation, biological process: cell adhesion. Gene Ontology annotation, molecular function: sialic acid binding. Gene Ontology annotation, cellular component: plasma membrane.